AUGGCUGCCCCGCGCACCGCCGCUCCCCGGCCGCUCUCAGCCGUCCUGCCGCCGCUGGUCCUCGGCACGGCCACCUUCAACUACCAAUACGUCUCGGACCCCGACCGCAUGCCCGCGGUCGACAUCGUCUCCCGCGCCCUCGAGCUCGGCGUCAACGCCUUCGACACCUCCCCCUACUACGGCCCCUCUGAGUCCAUCCUCGGCUCCGCCUUGCGCGCCCUCGCCCCGCCCCGCGAGUCCUACUUCCUCGUCACAAAGGCCGGCCGCAUCGCGCCGACCGAGUUCGACUACUCCCCGACCUGGAUCCGCGCCUCCGUCCGCCGCAGCCUCGAGCGCCUCAACACCUCCUACCUCGACCUUGUCUACACCCACGACGCCGAGUUCGUCUCCCCCGAUGAAGUCGUCGCCGCCGUCCGCGAGCUGCGCCGCCUCCGCGACGAGGAGGGGCUCGUCCGCUACGUCGGCAUCUGCGGCUACCCCGUGCCCGUCCUCUGCGAGCUCGCCGAGAAGAUCCUCCGCGAAACGGGCGAGCCAGUUGAUGCCGUCCAGUCUUUUUCGCACUUUUGCGUACAAAACAAUACCCUCGGCAGCGACGCCGUCCUGUCGCGACUGCGGGGCGCUGGCGUCGGCGUUGUCACCAACGCCAGCAUGCUGAGCAUGGGCCUCCUGACGACCCGCGGCGUCGACGACGGGCCCAUGGCGAGCUGGCACCCGGCCCCGAGCCCCCUGCGCAAGCUGUGCAAGAGCCUCGUCAGCAUCGCCGAGGGCGCCGGUGAGAAGAUGGAGGAGGUCGCGCUCUACUGGGCCAUGGCGAACUGGGCGCGCGUCGGCGGCGCCUUUGGCAGCGAGGUGCUGUCGCCCGCUUACAGCGGCCCCGCCAAGGUCGGCGUAAGCGUCAUGGGCGUCACGGCCGUCCCCGAACUCGAGGAGACGGUCGCCGCCUGGCAGAGCAUGCUGCGCGAGCUCGCGGCCGAGGGCAACAACAGCAAGACGCAGGCCGACGCCUCCAUCGUCAGUCGACACAACAAGAUCCAGCGCCUCGUGACGGAACAGAUGUGGCCGGCUUUGGGGCAGUGGCGCAACUACAGCUGGGCCAGUCCUGGCGAGGAUUUCGUAAACCAGCGUGCGCAGACCUCUGCCGCCGCCGCUGAUGCUGCUCCGGCCAACCUUGCUGCCGAGCCCCAUUUGUAG
Molecule: messenger RNA, 1191 nt
Organism: Colletotrichum spaethianum
Lineage: Eukaryota; Fungi; Ascomycota; Sordariomycetes; Glomerellales; Glomerellaceae
Product: D-arabinose 1-dehydrogenase
Exons: 1
Coding region: 1-1191 (396 amino acids)
Biological process (GO): dehydro-D-arabinono-1,4-lactone biosynthetic process
Cellular component (GO): cytosol
Molecular function (GO): D-arabinose 1-dehydrogenase [NAD(P)+] activity
Source: RefSeq, a predicted model, not a curated record